CAGACCUCACCCAGGAGUCCCCAAGACGGAGAGCAAGUAGCUGACCAUGUUUAACGGGGAGACGAGCUCCUCCUCGGCACGGAACGUGGUCCGCAGCUCCAGCAUCAGCGGCGAGAUGUACAACAUCGAGAAGAGCAACGGGGGCAACGUCGACUCGGCCAGCAUCACCUCCAACAAGAAGAGGCGCUCCAGCCUGGGCGCCAAGAUGGUGGCCAUCGUGGGGCUGUCGCAAUGGAGCAAGAGCACCCUGCAGCUCAACCAGCCAGACGGCGGUCCCAAGAAGCUGCGCAGCAACAUCCGGAGGAGCACAGAGACGGGCAUCGCGGUGGAGAUGAGGAGCAGGGUGACGCGGCAGGGCAGCCGGGAGUCCACCGAUGGCAGCACCAACAGCAACAGCUCCGACGGCACGUUCAUUUUCCCCACCACCCGGCUGGGAGCCGAAAGCCAGUUCAGCGACUUCUUAGAUGGGCUGGGGCCGGCGCAGAUCGUGGGCCGGCAGACGCUGGCGACACCUCCGAUGGGUGAUGUCCACAUUGGGAUGACCGACAGGAAUGGGCAGCUGGAGGUGGAAGUGAUACAGGCCAGGGGUCUCAUGCCGAAGAUGGGCUCCAAGUCCAUCCCUGCGACCUAUGUUAAAGUCUAUCUGUUGGAGAACGGAGCCUGCUUGGCCAAAAAGAAGACCAAGACAGCCAAGAAGACCUGUGACCCGUUGUAUCAGCAGGCCCUGCUUUUUGACGAGGGCCCUCAGGGCAAAGUGCUGCAGGUCAUCGUGUGGGGAGACUACGGCCGCAUGGACCACAAGUGCUUCAUGGGGAUGGCGCAGAUCGUCUUGGAGGAGCUAGACCUGUCCAACAUGGUCACAGGCUGGUACAAACUCUUCCCCACCUCCUCGCUGGCAGACUCCAGUAUCGGCCCGCUCACCCGCCGCCUCUCCCAGUCCUCUCUAGAAAGCUCCACGAGUCCUUCCUGUCCGUAGGGGUGGGGAUCGGGGCUGUUGGGAGAGGCUGGGGGGGGACGGGGACGAAAGCAACUCAACCUACCAAAACAUUUCUGUGGAACAGCUGUAAAUAUUCUGUCUUUUUUUCCCCCCUUCCCCAAAAAAACACGCUCUCUCGCCGCGUUCCUCACCGACCUCGCCAUCCCGACGUGCAGGGAGGGGGAAUGUGGAGCGAGGGGACAGGGACGGGAAGGGAAAAAAAGGAGAAUCAAGAGAAAAACACAAAACAAAAACCAACAAAAACCCUGUGAUGCAGAGCAAGUCCUGUGACUACCAGCCCCAAGACUGUUACGGCAACUCAUCGAGUCGUUUUUGAACGGGAGUCCGACGUCGCAACGGAUUUCCCACCCAGAAACCUGGCGCAAGCCUCUCUGAUCCGGUUCACUCCACCCGACUGCAAGUAGCAUGCUAACUUGGUUUUGUUUUCCCUCGAUUUUAAAUUUUUCCUUUGAGGAAAAAGGUAGCUUUUUUGGGGAAAAAGAAAAAAAAAAAGAUCUAACUCAGCACUACUCAUUUAUUUUAAAGGAAUGUAGCAUCUUAUGAUCUUAUGUAGCCUGCCACGUGCUAAUUUAGCCCACUUGUCCACUCUGCAAUAUCUCCAAGGGACAUUCUACGUACCCCGCAGGAAACAUCCAUCAUUGCUUCCUGUUUUCUUAGUUUCCUGGCACGGAUCGCGAAACAUUGUGCAAGCAAUUCUGUUGAACGCUUCUUUUUUUGGUAGCAUGUAGCCUACGAUAAGCAACUGCCAAAAGAGGAGAGGGGAGAACAAGGUGCAUUUAACCUACAUCCGUGAUGGUUCUCGCUUGCGUGUCACCUUUUAAAAUGAGCGGCCAGGCUCUCCCCUUCCCCUCUCGACGUGUCGACGUUGUGAUGCCUCGCACAGCAAUUGAAACAGGGAGAAGGUGAUGGAAAAGGGAAAAUUGCAGCCACGGAGGAACUGAGCUCCUUAUCAAUCUCUUUCUUGCGCGUCGACAGCUGCAUGGGGGCCAGCUUGAAGUCUCAACGUUUCCACCCUCAGUUGCUCGAAUGGCAAGUAGCAAGCAGGGGGCUUACCAGAAAGAAGGGCAGAAUGCACCUUUUUCCAACCCUCGACUCAUCGGUACACGACGGGGCAAGAUCUCAGUAGCAUCCCUUGCUGUUCUGGAAUUAGGAUGACGGAUAGGUUACAAAGAAAAAAAGAACAAACUAAAAUCUAAAUGCUUUCAAUUUAUUACAACGAUGAGUUGUUUUACUUCCUUUUUAUUUUUUUAAGCAGCACUCUGGUUCCCGAAGUGGACCAGUUCUUGUAGCAAAACUGAGAAUUACGGAAGCUUUUUAUGAAGGUGCCUAAUGAAAUUUGCUGAAAAUACUCAGGGGAGACACCACUACAAACUGCAGUUUCUUCAUUAAAAAAAAAAAAAAAAAAUACUUAUAAAAGGACUGUCCUGAAGGAUCAGUUUCCAAAAACCAGAGACGGAUCAGUCAUCAGACUGGAAGGGGGACAAGAGAUAGCUCCAACCUUCAGGCUUUGAGACAAAUCCGCUAAGAUGAAAGUUGGGGUUACUCGCUCAUUUAUUUUUAGGCAAGAAGAGCAGUUUGCAAUGCACAGAGCACAAGACACAACCUAUGGUUCCUCUUGCAUUAUUAGCCAAGAUGAAGUUACCAGAACCUGUUGCCACAGAGAAACACCAAUAAACCUAAAAGGAAAGAAAUCCACUAUGAAACCGUCCUCUCUACAAAAUGGAAAUGGCUAGCUGGCAACGUCCUGCUGCACGGCGGUUGUCUCGUGUACCGCCACCGCCACCCAUGAUUUCUCCAAUGCUGCGCCAAGGGAUUUCAGCUGCUCUGCUGCACUUUGGAUUUCAACUUUACCAAACCAAACGGAGCUGUGAGCAGGGGGCUAGCCACGGCCAGAAAUGACUUUCAGUGCUCCCCGGUCCCCAUCUCCCAAGGUAUCCCAGCUUGUCUGCUAUGCUGGAUGGGGUGACGGCACAAGCAAUAUGCGCCGAUCCUCAAGUUCACACCUAAAGGCUGCUUGCUGGACCGCAGUAUGGUUAACCUCAAGCAGAGCCUUUGAGGGAGCCUAUUCUGUGCCCAAGUCAUUGGGAGUAGAAGAACAUGAAGACAUAAAUUUGAAGUUUCUUCCAGGGCAUGAAGCUGUAACUCAAGGUCUACAUGGGCUGGCUGGACUCGUUUUUUUUUUGUUGCUCCGGAGCACUGGAUUUUUGCACAUACGUGAAGGAAGGUGUCUGAAAAGGGAAACUUAAGGGAACUACCUACUUCCUUCAGGCUAACAUCAUCCGAGUGAUAGAAAACGCCUGCCUUUUUUUUGCUAGAGCAAUGACUAGGUCUGAUUUCAGCGGAGAAAAAGCUGACAUGAAAGUUUAGAGGCAGUUUUGGUCUCUGGCUUAGACUGGCUACAGCAGAUCUCGCUGGCUUUCCCUAGCUCCCGUGAGCAUCAACAGCCUUACAAAGAGCCCCAUCCUCUUCAUCACCAAUGUAAGGGAUGCGACACCUCCAACUCCAUGGGAUGUUUCCCCCCUAGUACAGCACUUUGCUUGAGCUGAAGUGGUCAAGCCUUGUUCCUCCACUUCUUCCAGGACAGCUGUAGCCCACCAAGAAGGAGGAGACAACAGCGUACAAAGGAACGCCUCUAGUCUCCAAAGAGGUCUGCUAAGCAGCAGCUGGAAAUGCCCAUUCACAUUGACAGCAGAAAAUCCAGCACCGAGACAACAAAAGCGCUUUGCUCCGAGGGACAUGCCUGGGACCUCCAGGGACAAUCCCGAGCACUGUGGCUUUAUUAUUUUCUAAUGAAUAAAGACUGUGCUUUGGAGGGAAUGCAAUUCGCUCUGAUCAGAACAAAUACCACUCCAGUUUCCUUUCCAGUACAGACCAAGUCUAUACAGCCAGAAAGCAAAGCACGGGGACGAUUUCUUCUGCUGACCAAGACGUCCUGGCAAGACAAAACCACCCGGCCAAGGACUUUAGAUGACCGACACCAUCCUCUAGAUGGACUGAAACCCCUUCAAACCUUUUGAUGCUUCACUCUCAGCACCACAUGUUGGGCCCGUCAGAUCUGCAUUCACCUUCAGGGGCUUCUGGACAAAGGCUCCCGGGAUUUUUUGAGGGGGGCGGAGGUUGCAAAAACACAAAAAGAAAGAAAGACUGGAGCGUAUCGUGUUUACAUUGUGACGUCAGCAACUUUUAUUUCCUCUGGCAUGACACCGAGGGUCAGACACGUUCCUCACUCAGACAAAAGGCUCGACCCAGCUUUUCUGCACAUGAUAAAACAGAAAACACAACCUAACGGACAGGAAGGUUUUGUCCGAGGGGCUCGAGGGACCGGUCCGCUGCAAAGGGCGUUUUUUAUGCGUUAUGCGAUUGGCAAAGGACAGAUGAUCUGACUGAACAUUACUUACCGCUAGGCAUUUCUCUCCACCCCACAAUCAUUUCUUCCAUCAAGACAGGAUAUCGACCCCUUUCCCAGAGGAUUGCUUGUGUCAGCAGCAUAACUAGGGGGGGCAGGUGGACUUAAGAGGGGCACCAAGAUUGGCAACCCCCAGAGAGCCUGUACCGUGGCUGGCCAGGGUACAAGGAGAUCAGGCCACAGCAGCAACAAUCAGGGCUAGGGUGUUUUGAGCCCCUAAGGCAGGUAAGACUGACUCCACAUCUGUCUAGGUUGCAAACCUCACCAGUGGCUCUGGCUUGUCUUAAGCUGAACCUGUCUGCAGUCUCUUUUUGCCUCUUUGUAGCCAACCCCCAGGAAGCCAGCAAGACAUGCACAGCACGGCGCUAUGAAAUAAUGCUGAUUUCGCGGGCAGCAGAAGCAACACAGCUGAGGUGAGAGGAGCGGCGCUGGCAUAAGAGACGUCAGGAUCUCACCCCGGGCACCCUAUGAUAGUUAUAAAGAUGAACUGCCUAAACGACUUCCCCUUGAGUCCCAGCAUUAAUAUCCCCCACCCCAAAUAAUUACAAGCAAAAGCCCAUUGCAACCAUGUACUAUAAAGAGCAACCCUGCGUGGCUCUGAUGCAAACUCGGCAUCGGCUCUAGGCUUGCUGGAAGCUAGCAAUAGGCCUGACUGGCCAUAAUUAGGUCUGGAGUGAAACUUUGCCUACGGUCUAGGUGCCGACUUGGGUAGCUCGAUUAGGAAUUGGCUAGCUGGAAGCGCUCACACGAACAGCGGGGACUGCUCCAAGGUUGCGAGCAACCGUAAAGCCAGGGCCUGUUGAGGAAGCUUUGUGUUUUGCUGUACAAGUUUAACAGACCCUUAAUGAAAGGAAGGGCAGGAUUACAUGAACCAUUAGCAAGAAAGAGAACGUGACUCGAAUCCAUGACUGGUACUGUUUAAUCCCAUUCCUUUUAGGCGAUGCUGUGAAGAUGCUUUAAAGCAGAUCAGUGUUUAAGGCCCUAUUGCUAGUAUAUGGAGCCAUCUAGCAGCUACUUGCUGUCCGGCAUCCCCAAUCCAUUCAGCAAGAGCAAAGGGUGGGCCCUCACCAGACAAUGUAUUACAAUGCUGUCAGCUUCGUGGCGUUUGCAAAGGCACGAAUGAAUGUGGUGGGAGCUGAGACUCGGUCUUGCAAAACAAAUCCAAGGAGGCAUCGAGCCAUCCCGGUUUUGCCAACAGAUUUCAGAAUCCACGAAGCUGGACCAGGAAAUACCACGUGCAACUGAGAUUAUAACAAGUACUCCACCCCAGCCACAUCCCCAGCUCUGCUAUCAGUGCUGAACAUGGCCCUCACAACAGCUCGUCUGUAUACGAAACGCAUCGGUUUUUCGGAGACGAGACGGAAGCUAUUAGCCAAAGGAAUUGGGUCAGGAUUGCUUUCGCUGAUAGGAGAUCUGAUCUGCUCAGCUUCUUGAAAGACUGUUUCCAGCCUUGCAUGCACACGUGAGAAGGUAUUUCCAAUGCCUUGAAACAGUCUCGAUUGUGUCGGUGACUGCUGGAAUACAUAGCAUCAGCAUAUCAUCUAAGGGCCUUUAUGGUGGAAGACCAUCUGUAGAAACAGCACCGGUCUGUUUUUGAUUCAGGCAAAUAAUCCCCUUUCCAAUGAUCUCCAGUUGAUUCAAACACAAACUCAAAGCAGUUGCCCACGCAGGUGGCUUGUGAAACACAUCCAGGCGCUCCUUUUGAUGCAUUCCCAUACUGAAAAAUGCCAGCCUUUUACAUGCUUUUAGCCACCGUGCUUCUUAGCGGUUGAAUCCCAAGCACGGCCGCUAUUGUUUCCAUCACCCACGGCAGAAAUACGUUGCCACGUUUCUCUAGUUCCUGCGAGCGCUUAGCGUCUAGAGACAUACAUGCCAAAAAAAAAUAUCACUCCUUUCCUUCCAGUAACGGUUAGCAACUUGUGACACGGCGUGGUAGGGGAUGCUGCCAUUUGUGCCAGUCCUAAAAGGCUCUCAAUGAGGCGGUUUCAAAUGGAGGUCUUCUUCUGUCUUGUGCUAGUGGGGGAUGCAAAGACAUGCUAGGACCCAAGGAGCCGGCUGGAGGUUCAAGUACUGAAGACUGUUGUAUGCUACACUUGUGGCAGCCUGCAGGGAAGCUUCCUAUUACCAGGAAAAUACCUGCUUUGAACCUAACCUGGACAUGCACGCGGCUGCUAGCAACCAGAGUGGAGGGGAGCGGGGGGAAUAUCAAUAUUGGCAUCCUGUAUAGAACAAAGCAGAAAUCCUAUUACUCAAACAACGUCCAGAGGAGAGCCAUCUGCUCGGCCAGUCACAUUAAGUGGCGACGGUACGUUGUGGAAUAAACAGACUCUGGAGAUGGGACCUGAGAACGGAAAGCAAGUUCAGUAAAGGGGCCGACCAUUCGUCUCACUGUUUAUAUGGGCAUCAUCACACCAUUUACCAAACCAAUCCUCUCCACCCCAGUCACGUGUCUAGUGCGUUUCCCUGGACGUUGGACCCAGGACAACACUAUCGCCACUGAGAUGCACCGAGCAGUGCAAGUACUCGGCCCUUCCGGCACUCGCAUCAUUAGUAUACCUCAUGUUUUUAUAACUAGUUCAGCGCGUUGUACUGUUUCGUUUUUUAUUUUAGAUGUCCGUGAUGAAGGGCAGGGGUGUUGGGGCAUCUGCUCCAAAGCCUGUGCUUCUGGGUCUGCUCCUGCUUUGUCACACUGGGUAACGACUGCCAAGCUAAAGGGUAAGGGAUACAAGAAGCGCCGAGGCUCUUUUGAGCGUGGGAUAAUUCAGCUUGACAACACACCAUCACCGCCAAAAUUGGCCUCGAGGUUUCCAUUCUUCCACCUCUUCUCUAAAAGGUCUAGCACCUUUUCUCUUACCCUUAUUUUGGCACACGGGGAUGUUAGACCUUUCCCUCAUCCAGCAAAGUUUCUUCCUUUUUUUAUUUUUAAGGGCCAGCAAUGAAGUCAACAUGGCUCAGAUGUGAGAUCUGAGGGCUUUUAAGCAGCUAUACAAAAGGGGGAGCUUGGGGACCCUGCUCCCUCCCUACAGUAUUUGCAUUGAGUGCAGGUGGAAAGAGGAAGCCUUAGGAGGAAGCAGAGGGGUUUUACUUCAAUUUGAGAAGGGAGAGUCACAGAUGACCCGUCUGUUCCUCAAGGGACAGUUGUCCACAUACUGGAUAUGGACAAGACGUCCCAGCACUUGCUAGAAGGGAGGAUUGUGUCCUAACGUUUAUAGCAAGGAUCUUGAAGCAAUGUUUUGAUGCUGGAAAUGGCAUCUUUUUUUUAAUUUUUCUCUGGAGGUAGCUGCACUACCCUCUUCUGUAACCAACCGGCCAGGUAUUCUGGCACCGAAUGCCUCUUGAACGUUAGCACUUUGAAGUUGGUGGCCUUGUUUUCUUAAAAGGGCUUGAUCUUUUCAUGCAGUUAAAAAGCUAAAUAAAUUCUCCCCCCAUCAUGCCGUCCUACUCCCCACCUCAAAACAGCGUAAUACUAACAAGUACGCGGGCCGCUCUAGCAGUGCCCGACACCCAAGAAUCUGUCAUUAUUUUCAGGAGCUUGUAGCUCAGCUAUACAAACUUACUUAAGGCAGAAAAAGGGAAAAGAAGAAACCAAGGAUGGGAUUUUCCCAAAGUAUCUGCCUGUAAAUAACCUAGAGCACAAGUGUCAGCAAAAGGCAAGACUCUUGCUUCCCGUGAACUGCAGGGUUUUUGAGAAGUCCUACCCUCACUCUGUGCUUAAGUAAGGGUAGAUCAUCCUUUUCAACCUUGGCCAGACUCCUAAUUUAAAAAGGGAAAUGAGAUGAUUUAAGGAGCUAUUAGCACACCUGAGCAGGAAGGACAUCUUUGGGUCCGAUGUUCAGCAAGUGUUUGGGUAGUUCCUGAAGAUCUGCUGGAAGCCUAAUGCUCCCAGCCAGGCAUGAAUGACCAAAAGCAGCUCAGUUCCUAGAGCUAAGCUUCCUUUUGGGAAGCCAAAAGCAAGACAGGUAUUUUUAAGCUAACUGGAUCGCUACAGCCUUCCAGCUGUGUUUGAAUUGAAGGUGAUCCUGUUGCAACGUAUCGUAUGGACCUUGCUCCAAACUAAGCCAGCCAAAACUCACUACCUUCCCUCAAUUCAGAACAGUAGUAAAGAGGGACAUUGGACCUCAAGCAACAGAAAUGCCUCAAACUCCCAUAAGUACAAAAUUUAAAUAGUAGAGAUGUUUUAGUUCUACCCAACUCAGUGGCAAAAACCAGAGGUGCUUACUGUCUUCAGCAAGCUUUAUAAACUUUUCCAUUUGAAAGUCAAAAGGAGAGCAGUUAACAUCUGUAACAGCACCUGGGCACUUCAGGGUUGGGAUGGGCAUUUAUGCCGCAGGGAAGAAAGCAGCUUAGCUAGCACAGGUCAGGUCUGGCUGCUUUUAUCGAUGGAGCUCUUACGUCCCUCGUUUUCAGUUUUGAAAUAAGCUUCUUGGCUUAAUGACAGAUUCAGAAACAAACUACUUGACAUUAGAUAAGGGAAAAAAUAAAUCAUCACAGAAGGGGUGAAUUAUUCUCACUCCCAUUCCAUGGUUGGAGACACGGGGAUGGGCUUGUGAUGGGUACUCGAGAAAGGUAGUAGAUUUCAAAAGCAAAUGGCAAUUUUCUACCUGUGCUAUGUAAUGUUUUAUAUAUGUGCGUGGUCUUUCCUAAUGUAAAACUCCUUGUAUAUUUGUGGUUUAUAUGCAGCAAGACUUGAUGACUUGGGAGGGUGCACGCUAUUUUGUAAGAUAUUCUUAGCCAAUUUUCCAAGGAGAAACUAAACAAAAAACAAAGAGCGAGAUGUUCACAUUCUUCAUUGGCUUCUACCUGCAUGUACAGUAUUCGGGCAGCAAGUAAAGACGAUUAAAAGCCAGUUUGAAAACUG
Molecule: messenger RNA, 9261 nt
Organism: Alligator mississippiensis (American alligator)
Lineage: Eukaryota; Metazoa; Chordata; Crocodylia; Alligatoridae
Gene: RIMS3
Product: regulating synaptic membrane exocytosis 3
Exons: 6
Coding region: 47-976 (309 amino acids)
Biological process (GO): regulation of membrane potential; positive regulation of synaptic transmission; regulation of synaptic plasticity
Cellular component (GO): presynaptic membrane; cytoskeleton of presynaptic active zone
Molecular function (GO): transmembrane transporter binding; small GTPase binding
Source: RefSeq, a predicted model, not a curated record